UUCCCGGUCUAUAUUUAGUUGUCAUAUGUCGCGCCUGUCAGCUGGGACCCCGCAGCAGGACACGCCUCUGGGCUGAAUGGAGCGCGCCGUGCGUAACGCCAGACCUGCCACGGAUCCAAACUUCCCCAUUAAUUCGUCUUUUUGCUGAGGAUUUGUCCGCCGUCGCUGUUCAUGGUCUUCUGAAGGCAGCGAUGACUCCUGAGGAAGAUCUCGUUCGAAUCGCGAAAAAGCUGGACAAGAUGGUGUCUAGAAAUAACACGGACGGUGCUCUGGACCUUCUGAAGGAGCUGAAGAACAUCAAAAUGACACUGAAGCUUCUCCAGGAAACAAGAAUUGGAAUGUCUGUGAACAGCAUCAGGAAGCACUGCACGGAUGAAGAAGCCAUUUCUUUGGCAAAGCUGCUCAUUAAAGACUGGAAGAGACUUCUGGACUCUGGUCGAACUCAGUCUGGGAAAGCGACUGAAGUGGAGAAUGGUGUGGACUCCAGCAAAAAGUCUUCAGGGUCCAACAGCCUCUCCCCGGAGAAGCAAGGCAGGUGGCUGGAAGUCAAAAUGAAAUCCGAUCCUGACACAAAACCCUCUGACAAAAACGGAGAGGAAAAGCAGAAAGACAGGCACACGCACAGACGGGAACCCGAGGAUAAAAAGGAAGAAAACGAGAAACACCUUCAAGAAAGCAGAGAGAAGAAACUCAAAGUGGUGCGAGGAGACGAGAGACCGGACCAGCGGACCCAGAAACACAACCGAGCCAAGGAGGAAGACUCAAAAAGGAUGAGACACGUGGAGGAGCUGAAGAGAGAAAAACAGACUGAAGAGAUGAAGAGGACUGCAGAUGAAGUGAGGAAGGAGAGCCGGCUGGUCCUCACGCCCGAUAGGCCGCCGCUGAAACCCCACAAACCUGCAGAUAAGCCUCUCUUUGAAAGACGAGGGGUUCUGGACAGCAGUGUCCUGUACCCCACUGGCCGCCCGUCGCCCCCGCGACCUGCUCGGCCCCCAAACCCCAAACGUCCUGCUGUGGAUGUGAAGAAGGACAGAAAAGACGACUCCGCCUCCAGAACCCCCCGCCCACCUCAACCGACCUCCCCCCCAGCUAAGAAACCUGCAGCAGAAGUGAAGAAAGAGAGGAAAAUUCCACCGGACCCGAAUGCUCCCAUAGCUCCUCUUCCUCUUCACCUUCAUCCUCCUCCACAAAGAAAAGAGCCUCCCGACCCCAACGCUCCUCUUCCUCCACUCCCUCUUCACCUCCACCCGCCGCCUCUGGCUCUGAAGCAUCCCUCUGUGGAUGGGAAGAAGGAAAAAGACAGGAGGAAAGUGUCCACAGACUCCAAGCCUCCUCAGCAGAAACACGAGAAAAGAGAAAGAAAAGAUUCAGUGGAUGGAAAAAUAUCUAAAAAGCUCUCAGGUGAUGCAAAGAAGGAGAGGAAAGAUUCAUCCGACUCUAAAGCGCAUCUUCCUAAAGAAUCGUGUGUUGAGGUCAAAAAAGACAAACACAGGAAGGAUUCCUGUGAUUCUAAGCCUGGCCAGCUCGCAAGAUCCCAUUCAACUGACUCUAAACUAGAAAGACAGGAAUCCACUGACUCAAAGCGAAGCAUCUCACCGCCAGCUAAGAAGCUUUCUGCUGAAAGGAGAGAAUCUCACGGUUCCAAACCUUCUCAGCCUGGACCUGCACAGAGGAAACCCUCCACUGACAGCAUGGAGCGAAAAGCUAAAACUGAAGCGCCGAGGACCCCCACCACCCCAACCAGCCCCAUGUCCCCCAGCUUCAGUUCUCCUGGGGGUCCGCUGCCCCCUCACCUGGCCACCGGAGACUCCGUCAGGGACAAAUGCAUCGAGAUGCUGGCGGCUGCCCUGCGCACAGACAAUGAUCACAAGGAUUUUGGAGUAAACUGUGACAGCAUGGCAGCAGAGAUUGAAGAUCAUAUCUACCAGGAGACGAGGGCCACAGACAUGAAGUACAAGAACAGAGUUCGGAGCCGCAUCAGUAACUUGAAGGACCCCAAGAACCCGGGGCUGCGCAGAAAUGUCCUGGCGGGCAGCAUCGAGUUAAGCCGCAUUGCCUCCAUGUCUGCGGAGGAAAUGGCCAGCGACGAGCUGAAGCAGCUGAGGAACGUUCUCACCCAGGAGGCCAUCAGGGAGCACCAGAUGGCCAAAACCGGCGGCACCACCACGGACCUGCUGCAGUGCGGCAAAUGCAAGAAGAAAAACUGCACCUAUAACCAGGUUCAAACACGCAGCGCUGACGAGCCCAUGACCACAUUUGUUCUGUGUAAUGAGUGCGGUAACCGCUGGAAGUUUUGCUGAUCCCUGCAAAGAACAGCCAGACUUUUAUCUGAGCCUUUUUGAUUGCCUUUUUUAUUUUCUAUAAUACGGGACUUGGAGGGAGCUUGUGAAUUGUUGCUCAUUAAAAAAUAAUGUUCUUACAAUUUCUACUUGAAUUGAAAUGAUUUUUAAGCAUGCGACAGUGAUAAAGGUUUGCUUCAUGUGGGUUAGAGGACUGUGUGCACAUCUGAUUUGAAAAUUGUGUUAGUAAAUCAACUCAGUUCUGACUUCAGAACAAAAAAAUAAUCAAUGGUUCUGUCAUAAUAAAAACAAACAUCAUGUCAUUUUGCAGCUGUUCAUUUUGUAUAUACGCAGUUUUAAUAAAGCCUCAUAAAUCAC
Molecule: messenger RNA, 2657 nt
Organism: Oryzias melastigma (Indian medaka)
Lineage: Eukaryota; Metazoa; Chordata; Actinopteri; Beloniformes; Adrianichthyidae
Gene: tcea3
Product: transcription elongation factor A (SII), 3
Exons: 21
Coding region: 192-2300 (702 amino acids)
Biological process (GO): DNA-templated transcription; transcription elongation by RNA polymerase II
Cellular component (GO): nucleus
Molecular function (GO): zinc ion binding; nucleic acid binding
Source: RefSeq, a predicted model, not a curated record